CUUUUGCUUUCUUUGGGGCCACACUCUGAAAUCCUGAAAGAGAUAGCAUCCUCACGUUAUUUAUUCAUAUAAGCAUAUUUAUCACAUUAACAUAAGUAGGUUUAUGUAAUUAUGGGUUACAUUUAUAAUUACAUAAGUGGGCAAUAUGCCAAUAAUCAAAGUUAUGCCUAGACGUGUUAAGAAUCUUGUAGUGGGUGAAUAAUCAAGAUGUUUUUUUAAGUUUAAUUUGUCUGAUUAUUCAAAAAAAAAGUUUAAUUUGUCUGUCAUUUGAGAAAUAAAAUUAACACGGAGUAUUAAAAAUAAAAAGUGGCUUGCUUGAGGUCAAUUUUAGCUCGAUCUUAUGAGAAAGUUCUUAAAUGUAGCAUGUACUUUUUCACUUUCAAGAAUCCCAACACCAAGAAUUAUCUCUCAAUAUGCGUCACCCUUGCGCUUGCAUUUUUGCUAUUCUUGCCAAAAACCCAUUUUGACACUUACCCUUUCUUGCAUCAAGCACAUUCCCUCUAUUUCACAUUGCCUUCUGCCUGUGGUUCUGACUGCAUCCACUUACCAUUCCUCUGCCUACCAGUCAUUUGAUAAAAUGUCACAAAGGUUUCUUCGGUAUUGCCUAGGUUCCAACAUAGGUCGUGUACAUGAGCUCAUUAGGUUUGUUAGAGAGAACCCCAGUAUUGUUAAUGCUAUAGUAGUACAUGCCAUGGUAAUCAAACUAGGUGCAAUUAGUCAUCUAUCCGCUGUCACUUCCCUGCUUAUGAUAUACUCAAGGGAAAAAAGUUUUAGCUCAUCGUUGGCUCUAUUUAGUGAAGUUCUUCACAAGGAUGUGGUUUUAUGGAAUGCCAUCAUGACUGCUUGCAUCGAGAAUAAUCUCUUUGAGGCCGCUGUGAAUUUAUUUUAUGAAAUGUUUGCAGUUGGGAAUGCUUUUGACUCUACUAGUAUUGUUAUACUUCUUUCAGCCUUGUGCAAUUUGAAAGACUUGAGACAAGUUAUGGGAGUCCAUGCUUUGUGUGUGAAAGUAGCAAUGGUGUCAGAUUCCAUUUUAGGCAAUGCUCUUAUUGGUGUCUAUGCAAAAUGUAUGGAUUUGAACUCAUCAGAGAUCGUUUUCAGAGAAAUGGGAUUUAAAGAUACAGUUUCAUGGAACUCAAUUAUCAGUGGGUGUUUUUAUAACAAUCAUCCUAGGAAGUCCUUAGUAUAUUUCAAGCAGAUGGUUUCCACUGUAAAGCAGGUAGAUAGUGUGAGCCUUUCUAGUGCUAUUGCGGCAUCUGCUUUUCUGGAGAAUCUUACAUGUGGCCUAGGAAUUCAUGGAUUAGGUGUUAAGCUGUGCUACAUAGAGACACAUCCUAUUUCUGUUUCCAACUCUCUCAUUUCAUUCUACUUUCAAUAUGGAAAUGUUGAUGCUGCAAAAUGUGUCUUUGAGGAGAUGGAGUUUAAAGAUGUGGUUACAUGGAACUCAAUGAUUAAUGGGCUGGCUUUGAAUGGAGAGAUUUUUGAAUCAUUUUAUCUCCUGCAUAAAAUGCAAUUCAUUGGAUCUGUGAAGCCUGACACAACAACUCUGGUCUCCAUUAUUUCACUGACUGCAAAGUUCAUGUUGCUUAGAGAAGGAAAAGCAGUUCAUGGUUACAUCCUCCGAAGAGGGAUGGACUAUAAUAUACCAUUAAUGAACUCUCUUGUAAAUAUGUAUUUAAAUGGAGGUAAUGUUAAGAAAGCUGAAAACAUACUUAGAAAUAUGCCAAAUAAGGAUUUAAUCACAUGGAAUACUAUGAUCUCGGGAUAUUCCCAAAAUGGGUGCAACACAGAAGCUCAGGCUUUAUUUAAGAAGCUUCUAGCUCAGCAUGCAAGUGUUAGCUUACCGACCCUUCUUGGGAUUCUGUCUUCUUGUGAUUCCCCUGAGUUCCUCCAGUUUGGGAAAUCAAUACAUUGCUUGCAUGUAAAGUUGGGAUUUCAGAAUUACAUUCUAUUAGUAAAUUCUUUGAUGUGUAUGUAUAUCCAAUGUACAAAUUUAGUGACAUCUUUCAAAUUGCUAGAGGAAAUUUCAAUGAUUGCGGAUGUUGAUAGUUGGAAUACUAUAAUUUCUGGAUGCAUGCAGAACCAGCACUUCAGAAUGGCUUUAGAGGCAUUCAAUUUGAUGAGGCAAACAUCACUUGUCAGCCAUGAUUCAAUUACUCUUGUGAAUGUCAUAUCAGCAUGUGGAUGUCUUGAAUUGGCACAUGAGGGGAAACUGAUUCAUGGUCUAGCUCUUAAGACCUCAGCGGGUAAAGAUGUCCGUGUGCAAAAUGUCUUAAUUACUAUGUAUGCAAGGUUCUCAGACAGUGUGAGCGCAAGCUUGGUAUUUAACCUUUGUCAUGACCGUAAUUUGUGCACAUGGAAUUGCAUGAUUUCUGCUUUAGCACAUAAUAGUAAUGCUAGAGAAGCAAUAGAACUAUUCCGUACUUUAGAAUUUGAACCAGAUGAGAUUAGUCUUGCAACCGUUCUCUCAAUCUGCACCCAAGUUGGAGUAAUCAGGCAAGGAAAACAGAUCCACGGGCAUGCCAUCAGGUUUGGUUUCAUUAAGAAUUCUAUUAUUUCUUCCGCUCUUGUCGAUAUGUAUAGCAGUUGUGGCAGGCUAGACAUUGCUCUUUUAGUAUUUCAAAAAUCCCCUGUGAAAUCUGUCGAGGCUUGGAAUUCUAUGAUUUCCGCAUAUGGGUUACACAGCAAUGGUCAGAAAGCAAUUGAAGUGUUCAUUGGGCUCAUCAAGUGUGGAAUAAGCCCCACGAAAGCCACAUUUGUUAACCUGCUAACAGCUUGCAGCCAUUCAGGUCUUGUCGACCAAGGCUGCUGGUACUAUGACCAUAUGCUACCCAGGUUUGGAGUCCAGCCCACAACAGAUCAUCAUGUCUGCAUUGUUGAUAUGCUAGGACGAUCAGGAAAGCUACAUGAGGCUUAUGAAUUUGUCAAGGACAUGCCAACUCAACCCGAAUCAGGUGUUUGGGGGUCUCUUCUAAGUGCUUGCAACUAUCAUGGAAAUCUCAAGCUGGGAAAAAAGGUGGCAACUAUUCUCUUUUCUCUAAAACCAGAGAAUAUAGGUUACUAUGUGUCCUUAGCAAAUAUGUAUGUAGCUACUGGAAGCUGGAAAGAAGCUAUGGCAUUGAGAGAUGUGGUUCAGAAUAAAAAACUGGUGAAAACUGCUGGUUACAGUUUUAUUGAUGUAGGACUGUGAUAGGACGCUAAGUCGUUAUUUGGGUCAUGGAUCCAAUUCAGCUAAAUCUUACCUCUGCUCAUAUCAGAUCUCUUUGGGCAUUUCAUAUUAACCUGACCCCAGUAGUGGGUGAAUGCCUAUGUCUCCAAUAUCUCCCAGAACUAGUUAUUCGAGACUGCAGUGCUGGAGGCUAGCCCAAUCCCAUGCUCAAGAUGAAUAUAGGGGACUUUCUCAUGCCAAAGCCAUAGUAGUAUCAGAACCAGGGAAGAGGGGCGGCACUUGCAAAUCCAUCUAGUACCUUAACUCUUAUAUAAUAGAACAUUCUCAAUUGCUUAUGCAGAUUUAAAGGACCAGGAGUUGAGAAAACUUGAGAACUCAUUCAUGCUUGGACCCCUCCUUGUAAAUGCAAGCAUGAGCGUGAUAAGGAGGUGGAUCAAGUUCAGAGAAAACUGCCUAAAGACAUAUGGUUAAGUUUUGAUUUUGAAGACUCACAUCCGGACUUACCAGCUUUAUACCUUCGAGGUGGAUCAGUAAUUCCUGUAGGUCUUCCAUAUCUACAUGUUGGUAAAGCUGUAGAUUCUCUCUAUGAAGAUGAUGGAGAUGGAUAUGAGUAUACCAAUGGUGGGUACCUGUUGACAACAUACACUGCUGAACUUUCUUCUUCAGUUGUAACCUUAAAGGUGGCCAAUCAAUGGCAGAGCCACAUUGGUUCAAAGAUUGAAUCAUAGAUCUGCCACUGUGGCCAAUACUGAAGGAUUGUGGAAAAGGCUAAACUGCUGCUUACAUGUACUCUAUUGCUUGGUGAAGGUGCUAAUCUUGAGUCAGCGGUAUUAAUGGAGAGACCAUGCAAAUAGCAAUGCCAUCAGAGAAUGAGGUCUCAAGUUUGGUAUUAGCAAGUGAAAAGAAGUACAAGACUAAAACGGGAGAAUGGAUGCUUGUUGACAAAUGCCUUGGCUUAGCUUUGGUGAACAGGUUCAGCAUUGACCAAGUAUACAAGUGCAUGGUGCAUUGGGGCUGUGGGACAGUUACUUCAGAGCUGUGGUCAGAAGACAGACCGGUUUCUAAGGAAUCCCCUCUUAAUAUUUCACAUGAAUACGAGAUGUUGAAGCUACCAUAACUUAUAAAUCCAGAUGUUGUACUGAUGAUAUUUAAGAGGUUGUGAUGUAUGUUGCAACUUUCUCUGCCUGAAUAUGUAACAGAAAGCUCCCUAGAACCCAAUUGAAGUUUCCCAGAAUGUGGUCAAUAUAAAUCUCUUUUAAGAAUU
Cuscuta europaea is the source of this 4430-nucleotide messenger RNA. Lineage: Eukaryota; Viridiplantae; Streptophyta; Magnoliopsida; Solanales; Convolvulaceae. The record is from the annotation of a GenBank genome assembly.